GAUACUUUGAGUACGAGGCAAUUGGCGUUCGUCUGAAGUCGGUCUCUUGACACAUUUAUUGUUGUUCUGUUUACUAUCUCUGCCUUGAGCGGCAAAUUUGUUGUUGUUUCGAUCAUCGCAGUAGCCUGCUAAGUGUAUCUUUUUAAGGAAGAAUUCCCGAGAUCCGUAACAAGUUCCGCAUAGGCAAUAUUGUACUUCCGUGUUUCAUUGCAUAUUUUUAUGGAAAUAUGGAUUCGUAUAAGGCAUUAUGCGAAAUAUGUGGUAUUAGUUUUACGUUCAGGAAGGAUUUAUACAGACAUUUGAGAGUAUUUCACGACAUGGACGUAAAUUUAGAUAAGGAUAAAGAAACAUGCGACUUGUGUGAUAAAAAGUUUUCGACUAUCGCUGCUCUCGAGCGUCACAAGAAAACUCACAGACCCGCUCCACAAAAACUGUCGUGCACGGAGUGUGAUGAUUUCAUAUGUCGUACGAGGGAGGAGCUAAGAGGUCACCUGGAAUGUGAGCAUGGAAUAAGUAUGGAAACUACAGAACUGGAGUUUGAUUCAAUGGAACAGUUUCUGCAGUGGAAAUUGAAGAUGGAAGGUGAUGCGAAAGUUUUCUUUACAAAGAGAACUGGUGAAAGGAUGGUUGACAGUGAGAAAUCCCGUUUAUACUACAUUUGCCACCGUUCGCGAUCUGCCGUGAAAAGUGGUUUUGGCAAAAGAUUGAGAGCAUCAAACAAAAUUGACCAAACGUGUCCAGCAUCUUUGAUAGUGACAAAGAUGCCAUCAGGCAAAAUAAGUGUCAAAUUUUACAUGACCCACACAGGUCAUAACUUUUCCGUGGGGCCUCUCCAUUUUGCUCAUGCUGACAGAGCAAUGGUUACUGGCCAAAUAGUACUUGAGCCCAAGAGUACGUAUGAUGUUACUGUGAUGGAAGACAGUGGCACAAAGUGGCAGCAAGAAGUACAGCACUUCACACCAGGGCCUGUCAUUGUGACGGUGGAGGAAGUAGAUGCCAUGUCAUGGCAGCAAGAGUUGCCACACAGCACACCAGAUUUUUGUGGAAAUAUAUGCGAAAAAUGUGGUACCAGUUUUACAUUAAGGACGGACUUAUACAGACAUUUGAGAACAUUCCACAACAUGGACGUAAAUUUAAGUAAGGGUAAAGAAACAUGUGACUUGCAUGAUAAUAAAUUUCUGACUAUUGCUAGCCUCGAUCAUCACAAGGAUAUGCACAUACCUGCUCCUCAAAAACUGUCAUGUACGGAGUGUGGGGUUUUUAUAUGCCAUACCAGGGAAGAGCUAAGAGAUCACCUGGAACGUGAGCAUGGAAUAAGUAUGGAAACUAAAGAACUGGAGUUUGAUACAAUGGAACAGUUUCUUCAGUGGAAAUUAAAGAUGGAGGGCGAUGAGAAAGUUUUCUUCACAAAGAGAACUGAUGAAGGGAUGGUUGACAGCAAGAGAUCCUGUUUGUGCUACAUUUGCCACCAUUCAAGAUCUGCCAUGACAAGCAGUUUUGGAAAAAGAUUGAGAGCAUCAAACAAAAUUGAACAAACCUGUCCAGCAUCUUUGAUAGUGACAAAGAUGCCGUCAGGCAAAAUCAGUGUCAAGUUCUACAUGACCCAUACAGGUCACAACUUGUCUGUGGGGCCUCUCCAUUUUACUCAUGCUGACAAAACAGUGGUUACUGGCCAACCAGUACAUGGGCCCAACAACACUGAUGGAAUUACUGUGUUGGAAGAUGCUACUGAAUUAUGGCCGAAAGACCUGCAACAACACAGAUUACCUGGGCCUGUCAGUGUGACUGUGGAGCUUAAUAGUGGCAUGCCAUGGCAACAGGACCACCAGGACUUCACACCAGGUGUCAACACUAAGCAAGGUGUUGCUGUGGAGCAUAGUUAUGCUAUGCGUUGGCACUUAGCAUAGCGAUACAGCACACGAGUGUAACAGCUUCAGCAGUGCUGGGUACUGUCAACUCCACUGGAUGGUAUGGGAUCAGAAAUAAACAUGUCAGGGAAACCCUUCUGACAAUUUUAUCCCAGAUGUGUGCAGGAGCAGGAGCAAAUCUAGUCAUGGUCAGGCUGGCAGUGCGAGCUGCGUCAGUUGCCGACUACAUUGCGAGGAUGGUAUCGUGGCAGUGGGUGAUGGAAGCAAUGGCAUUCGGUCACUGAUUCACUCCCUUUUUGUUGCUGGGUGGCCAGUUCUUAGUAUGUAUCAUGUUACUUCUUUGUUCCAUCAUACUGUAUCUGUAUUACAGAUUAAAAUGUAUUUUCUGGGCUCAACAGUAAUCAAGAGUAGUCCUGUGAAGAAAUGCAAUCCCAUGCAGUGGGAGCCACAACUGUAUCGCAGCACACCAGGUAGACGAUGUUGGUACAUCGAAGGAUGGCGAUUCAGCUCCAGCAUCUUGCAAAUUGAAGGUGGGUCUUGUGCAACAAACAAUGUUGCGGAUGUCUACAGUAACCGUAUAUUUAUAGCGAAUAAUCCAGCAUCCUCACAGACUGUUCAUGAGUCGCUAGAUAUUCAGAUAUCCACACCUAGGUCCUCAACAGCUAAGAAAAGUUAGCAAAGUGAAGAAUAUGGAUCUGCAGUUCAGCUGAUAGCAAAGGCACUCCAGGAAGAUGUAGAUGGUGAUGGUGAUGAAACAGUCCUGUUUGUUAAAUUUCUCGGAGCAGAAAUUAAAAAAAAAAAGUGUGAGAAAAAGAAGACAUUUGAGAUUAUAACUAAUGAAAGUAUUGUAUCGAGAUGGAUGAAUAAAUUUAAUUUUGAAAUGUAA
This is a messenger RNA of Schistocerca gregaria, 2754 nucleotides long. RefSeq lists its product as uncharacterized. The record is from RefSeq and is a predicted model, not a curated record. Bases 228 to 1907 code for a protein of 559 amino acids. The transcript has 13 exons. Lineage: Eukaryota; Metazoa; Arthropoda; Insecta; Orthoptera; Acrididae.